UGCACAAAUCCAAAUUCCCGGGGAAAAAAAAAAGAUGACGAAUCAGAAAAAAACCUCAUCCAAACUCUGAAAUGCCACUCGGUGUCUCUCUCUCAACCUCAUCCGCUUCUCCUUUGUCCUCUUCCCCCUUCUUCCUUCGCCGUUGCGGCCAUGCGAAACCCCGAUCCCGGCGAUUCCUCCUCGGCACCAUUUCCUCCGCCGAGCCCCACCUCCGGAAGAACCAGACUGGCGUCAUCGUCGUUGGCGCUGGACUCGCCGGCUUAGCCGCCGCGACUCGGCUCAGCUCCGAGGGAAUCCCGUUUCGCCUCCUCGAAGCCUCCGAUGGCGUCGGCGGACGCGUCCGUACUGACGUCGUCGACGGCUUCCUUCUCGACCGUGGAUUUCAGAUUUUCAUCACGGCGUAUCCUGAAGCUAAGAAGCUUCUAGAUUACGAAGCUCUAGAUUUGCAGAAAUUCUACGCCGGAGCUAAGGUUUAUUACGACGGGAGAUUCCACACCGUGGCGGACCCUCUCCGGCAUUUUUGGGAUUCGGUGAUCUCGCUAGCUAAUCCCAUCGGAUCUGUCGUCGACAAAGCUCUGAUCGCUUUGACGAUAGUUAGGGUUCUAAGCAAGUCAAACGACGAUCUAUUGACUGCCUCCUACGAGGUUCCGACCAUCGAACUCCUCAGAAAGAUCGGAUUUUCAGAUUCUAUCCUGGACCGGUUCUUCCGACCAUUCUUCGGCGGAAUCUUCUUCGAUAGAGACCUCGAAACGACCUCCAGAUUGUUCGAUUUCAUAUUCCGGUGCCUCGCACUCGGAGAAAACACGCUUCCCGCCAUGGGAAUCGGAGAAAUCCCUAAUCAGUUGGCCGGAAACUUGCCCGCCGGAUCCAUCUCAUUGAACACACGAGUCGCUUCGAUCGAGUAUCCGGGUUCGGACUCUCCGCCCAUCGUGAGGCUCAAAAACGGCGACGUUUUGAGCUCGGAUCUAGGAGUGAUUCUCGCGGUCGAGCAACCAGAAGCAGAUAAGCUUCUCACUGGGAUUAGAGAACCGGUUAAGAGCAAACCGGCCCGGAGCACAGCUUGCCUAUACUUCUCAGCUGAACCAGACCAGAUCCCGGUACAAGACCCGGUUCUGAUUCUCAACAGUUCAGGAACCGGUAUAAUCAACAACAUGUUCUUUGCCACAAACGUCGCCCGGACUUACGCCCCACCGGGAAAAGCUCUAGUGUCUGUCUCAUUGAUCGGGUCGUUUGACGAUAAGUCCGACGCGGAUCUUACGGCCGAGGUCGUCGGGGAAAUAUCGGGUUGGUUUGAUGCUUCUUCGGUUAAGUCAUGGAGACAUUUGAGAACGUACCGGAUCCGGUUUGCUCAACCGAAUCAGAAACCACCAACCGACUUGGUUAAGAGUCCUCGGGUCGGGUCGGGUCUUUUCGUGUGCGGGGAUUACAUGACUUCUGCCACGUUCGAUGGGGCUUUGGUUUCGGGCCGACGGGCCGUGGAACGUCUGCUGCAAGAGAAAGGACUAAUCAAAGUCUAAUUAACUGUUUUAUCGAUUGUAAUCAUGUUAUCUAAUUCAUUUUAAAUUGUCUAUACCUUCCAUGUUUUCUGAAAGUUUUAUAUGUAUAGCUUUGUCUGCACCUUGUAUCUAUUAUAUUUAUAUU
This is a messenger RNA of Tarenaya hassleriana, 1641 nucleotides long. RefSeq names its product phytoene dehydrogenase, chloroplastic/chromoplastic. Bases 72 to 1517 code for a protein of 481 amino acids. The transcript has a single exon. NCBI's taxonomy places the organism in Eukaryota, Viridiplantae, Streptophyta, Magnoliopsida, Brassicales, Cleomaceae. Gene Ontology annotation, molecular function: oxidoreductase activity. The record is from RefSeq and is a predicted model, not a curated record.